AUGGAUGUAGUGCCAUCACGUCAUGGCGUCAUCGACACUCCGGGCGAUGCAGACACGGUGCUACAGAAGCUUGCGGACGGGGGUUAUCACCGCGCCCGUGUUAAGGCUCUCCCUGUGUUUGAUCGUAUCGCUGGGGGUCUCACCUGGGGCAUUUUGAGUUCCCGCCAUCGUCUACAUGUAGAGUUUGUUGAGAAUGCCACCAUCCGAGAAAAAAUUUGCAUAUCUGAAAAAAUCUGCAAUGCGUUGAAGCGCAUGCAGUGUCCCAUUGACCUUCGGCCGCACCAAAUUCAUGGGCUUGACUAUUCAUCCCUGCUGCCUGUUGCGGCGUGGCUGCUCAAGCGUGUAGAAGCCACCCGUGCGGAAAACGCAUUUUUUCUGGAGAAGCAGACCGCGUGGGAUUUUUCCCGUCGCUUCGGUACCUCUCUGCAGUCGUUACUUUCGGAAAAGGAGAUGACAGCGCAGAGUGGUGGUGAUGAUGUUUCGUUGCUGCCACCCACGCAGGAGUCACUGUGUUUUUCCAGGCGUCGCCCUGCCCCCUUGCGGCAACGGGUUUCAGAGGUUGCAGAUCGCCACAGUGUGGAGAAACCGCAGGGUGGGCAGAAUUUUUCCCGCCUGGUGCAUGUUUCCUCCGCGCUACUGGAGUAUGGGAUAAGGUACGAGAUGCGGGACUCGGUUUUAAUGCUAAGGCAUGUGUCGAGGGGUGUGGUUGCGGAGGAUGAAGAAGUAGCCAGAGAAGUGCGAGAACAGGAGGAAGAGGAGAUGCGGGAGGAGCGAAUGUUCGAGAUGAUUAUAAAAAAGAUGCGAGACCACCGCGAACGCACGGAUGGGAAAAUGUCCCUUAGUAAGGUGAAGACUUUGAUGCAGACAACGAAAAUAUCCGAGUCCUUGCAGAAAUUAAGUGCGGAGUAUCACGCACGGCAGCAAGAACGGCAAAUGCAACAGGAUAGUGUACAGGCCAUGCAGAGAAAGCUGCAACAGAAACAGGAGGCAACCGUGAGAUACCGUCAAGAGUCCGAGGCGCUGCGGCUGCAGUGUGAAGAGGCGGUGCAGCAGCUUGCUGAGGCACAAUCGAGACUUCAGGAUGCAAAGGCGAAAGUAGCCCGACGCACUGCGAAAUGGACUGAAUACAUGCAUAACCUUCAAGAUGUUUAUCAGCAUGUCAUGGCGGAUCCUGUACGAGGCAAACUCCUGCAGAAACUUCAGGGCCUCUUAGACCAAAAGGAAGAGCAACGGUUGCUUUUGGAGGAGACACGAAGGGAUGGGAAGCAGCGUCUGAAAGCUGCCAAGGCGAACUGUGUUGCUCUUGCCGAACGUAGUGCGAAUGCGGAACCCGGUGUAGACGACUUGUGGGAGAAGGAGCGUGCCAAGUACGUAGCUGAAUUAAGGCGAAAAGAAGCAGAAUUGUCGGCGAUAAAUCAGAAAGCGUCGGAUCUUCUACGGCGUACCGAUGCAUUUCCGACUCGUUUGGAGCUGAUGCAGAUUCAUAUGCGCAUUUGUGAGCUUAACGAGGAGGUGUCCUCCAAGUACGAGGAGUUGCGAGCUGCCUUUGCCCGCCACAACACACGUAUGGAAAUCCUCAAGUGUCUGGAGAGCGAGGAUGUUAUCAUGACGCAGUUAGCGGGGAAGAUGGAGUGGUGUCUGCGGCAGCCAUCGUGGGUGUCAAAGAAUGUCUCCGUGGAGCUGAUCCGGGAGCAGGAGCGGGUGGUGACACAAUUACGUGACUCUCUGGAUGCGGUGCUUCGAAGAAAUGAGGAUGUGACGUCGAAGAUGACUGCUGCAAGGAAGGAAUAUGAGUCUCUGUUGGUCAGGAAGCAGCAGCACCGGGAUAUGUUAGGGCUCUUGAAACAAACGAUUGAGGAGCAAAACGCACGGAUGGAGCCACAGCCUUAG
This is a messenger RNA of Trypanosoma cruzi, 1890 nucleotides long. RefSeq lists its product as uncharacterized. Gene Ontology annotation, biological process: Golgi to plasma membrane transport. Lineage: Eukaryota; Euglenozoa; Kinetoplastea; Trypanosomatida; Trypanosomatidae. Bases 1 to 1890 code for a protein of 629 amino acids. The transcript has a single exon. The record is from RefSeq and is a predicted model, not a curated record.